CGCUCAUUUUCAAAUGCAAGUAGAAGUAGACUAUCUCUAUGGCUGUGUUUUUGGCGACUCAAGCUACAGUAUUUAAAGGCUUUCUGGAGCCCAAGACCACCAUCAGACGAAUACCAUGGCUACGAACGCCGCGAUAGAAGAUUUCGAUGUAGCGUCACCCCGUCGAAGAAAACACUCCAGCUACUCCGAGCCCAGUAUCACAGCCAGCAGCAGCAGCACCAGCGAUGGGUACUACAGCCUGGGUUAGUGCUUGGUGUUCCUGACGUUUUCUCCAGACGGACGCGUGAGGGAAUUGAGAAAGGAGAGAGUAGGAGCGGCCAGCAUGUAUUUAGAUAACUUUGUUACUUCCAGUACCAGUAUGGCAGUCGAGGGGAGGGAAGAUCAGAACAGUAGGGCUGAAAAGUUGGAGUCACAAACCAAUAGGGAUGCCCUUUCAAAGCAGCAGGAAGAAGUCAAUUCAUUUCCUCCUGAUGCAUAAUGAUGAGCAUACAUGGUACUGUACACUUCCUUCUCAUAUUUCAAGUUGGUCAAGUGAGUGUGAAAAUAUAAUUUAUAUGCCAGUAUGUAUAGUUGUAUUGGAGGUGCAUGCAUUCCCACUUCACAGGAUUGCAGCUGCUGCAAAUAAUCCAUUCUUUGGAGCUUACUGAGCUGAGCUUUUGCUUGCUCCUCGAGCAAAAAUAUCACUUGUGCAUCAUGCAUCGGUUUUCUAAUGAGCCUGACCUUGAUGAGGCUGUGAAGAAAAUCACUGAAAACCAUGGUUACAUCUCUGUGGUUACUUCUGACAAAAGGACUCUAGCAUC
Geodia barretti is the source of this 800-nucleotide messenger RNA. The record is from the annotation of a GenBank genome assembly. Lineage: Eukaryota; Metazoa; Porifera; Demospongiae; Tetractinellida; Geodiidae.